AUGUCUGUUUUUCGCACAGCUUCUGACGAGAGCCCGGAAGGUGACAAGCGUCAAUACGCCACUAAUAUUCUCCGUCUUUCUCGUUCCGUCAAACCUGUGGCUGACAGCGGCAGGGAGCAAAUAGUCUUCUAUCAAAGCGGCGUUGGCUCCCAAUCCAACUUCAAUGGCGCCGGGGGUGCGGGUGUCAUUGACGAAAUGGCGCUGGGAACCUUUGUGGCGAGCAAGAUCCGAGACGUAUACGCGUUUAUCGCACAGAACUAUCGGGAUGGCGACAUCAUCUGCAUCUUCGGGUAUGUUAAGGGUGCCUACACUGCGCGAAAGGUGGCCGGCCUCAUUGAUCGCAUCGGUUUGCUUGAGACCAGAGAUCUUGGCCACUUCUUCAAAAUAUGGAAGCAGCUGUACGACGGGGUAGAGCCUCAGCUGACAGGCAGGAAUGUUGAUAUCGAUUGCGUAGGGGUUUUUGACACCGUUGGUUCUGUAUGGAAGGAAAUCGAUGCGCUUAACAUCGCGGACAAUAGUUUGCCGAAAUCUAUCAAGACCGCACUUCAUGCCGUGUCCUUCCACGAAAAUCGAGACCGGUUUCUACCUACCCUAUGGAUUCCUCCAAAGGAAGGACUGGGUGAAGGACAAGUUCUCAAAGAGGUCUGGUUCCCUGGAGCGCAUGCCGAUGUUGGAGGAGGGUACGAGCGCCAUGAGCUCUCCGACAUUACUUUGUUCUGGAUGGCUGGCGAAAUUCAAACUUUGGGCGUCCCGCUCGGGCUCGAUUAUGAUUUCCUCAAAUCUCUCCGCCAGCCCGUUCCUGACGCUGGCUGGGGCGCCUCACAGCCCCACAACGCGUGGAACGAGAUGGACUGGAAGAUGAAGCUCGUUAUUCAUGCUAAGGAUCGCCUCAAGGGCGAAGUGCUGACCGACAAAGCGGUCUUCCACGAGAGCAUGCUGGUCUCGCCCGGACCCAACGAACUUAAUGACCCGAAGUCCAUGAUAACCCUAAAUGAUCUUGAUUGGACUCCUAAAACACUUCCGCUGAAUAAAUUUGAGAAGAAGUGCAAGGACUCAUGGAAGUUACGGGUAGGCUCCAUUCGUCCUUCUUCUGCUGCUAGUACAAAGUUAACCCAUGUGACCUCAGAGUGCGCCGUGGGACCCCCCGGUAUUCGAGACCCCAGAGGAGUUGUUCGACUGAUAAAAAGGGUGGCGUUGUUGGAGGUCGAUCCAUCUCUCCAGUUUAAGCUCCUGUAUAUGUGGUUUAGCUGCGCUGGCCAACAAAGGAGUACCUUCAAGGGGAGGUGGGUAGAGUAG
Messenger RNA from Coniophora puteana RWD-64-598 SS2, 1296 nucleotides. RefSeq lists its product as uncharacterized. The record is from RefSeq and is a predicted model, not a curated record. The coding region runs from base 1 to 1296 and encodes 431 amino acids. Lineage: Eukaryota; Fungi; Basidiomycota; Agaricomycetes; Boletales; Coniophoraceae. The transcript is spliced from 9 exons.